Messenger RNA from Rhododendron vialii, 923 nucleotides. RefSeq lists its product as uncharacterized. The record is from RefSeq and is a predicted model, not a curated record. Gene Ontology annotation, molecular function: pyridoxal phosphate binding; molybdenum ion binding; catalytic activity. The transcript is spliced from 8 exons. The coding region runs from base 1 to 795 and encodes 264 amino acids. NCBI's taxonomy places the organism in Eukaryota, Viridiplantae, Streptophyta, Magnoliopsida, Ericales, Ericaceae.
AUGGGCAAACCUCAGGGAGGUUCAGAAGCAGGUCCACGGAGCAACGGAAGAGGAAUACUAACUCAGGUCAAGGUCCCAACAAAUCGAACCCCUACAUCUUUCAACUUGCGAAUUCAAAUGGACGUGAUAAGGGCUCCAGGCAUGGAUGAGCUAAAGGUUCCCCUGAGUAAACCUUGUGAAAUUGCUGAUAGUGUCUCAGCGUGGGAGUGGUCUGGCUCUGCAUUUGAUGAAAGGAAUGAAGAGUCCAAAUGGUUCUCGAAUUAUCUUGGGAAACCCAGUCGGCUAGUGCGUUUUAAUGAAGUGACAGAGACCAAGGUUGUAGACCCUAAUUAUGUUCGCGGGCACAAAACUAUGUUUUCAGACAGGUAUCCAUUUCUCCUGCUAUCCCAGGAAUCAUUAAACACUCUGAAUAAGCUUCUCAAGCCCUUACCAGUCAACUGUUUCAGACCCAACAUCCUUGUUGAUGGUUGCGAACCAUUUUCUGAGGACCUAUGGAAGGAGAUCAAGAUUAACAAGUUUACAUUUCAUGGUGUCAAGCUAUGCUCUCCAUGCAAGAUGCCCACAAUUAAUCAGGAAACCGCAAUCCCAAGCUCUGAGUCUGUGCCAACUGUAACUCUUCCGACGUUUCGUUCAGAUAAAGUUUUGCGGCCGACGAGAAAACAACAAGGCAAGUACUUCGGGCAAAAUAUGGUAUGCUUGGACUCUGUUACUGAUGGGAAGGGCAAAAGGAUUAAAGGGGGAGACCCUGUUUAUGUCCGCAAGGUGCUUCCUUCCUGCGCUGAUGCACCUGCUUGAAUUCCUAAAGUACAGUACCCAACAAGACAUAUAUAAAGUCAUAGACUCAUAAUAAUAGUAACCUUACCCUGGUUAAUGAUUUUUUUUUUUUUUUUAUCAGCAAAAAUAAAUGUUCGAAUGUUACCCUG